GCACUAAGGGUUAUCCUGUACAUAGCAAAAGAAAAAGUGGAAUGGUAUAAUGCCCAUAAUUUACAUAACUUAGUGCUCAGUGCACUCUAUACACCUAUUCUGGAUUACAUAACAAGAACUCAAGGACAGUCUAGUGCCCAAAGACAGAAAGAUUCAGACACAACGCAAACAAUCCAAAGUAAAGAAUUGAAGCCUAUAACAGUUUAUUUCGGUUAA
Molecule: messenger RNA, 216 nt
Organism: Mycotypha africana
Lineage: Eukaryota; Fungi; Mucoromycota; Mucoromycetes; Mucorales; Mycotyphaceae
Exons: 1
Source: RefSeq, a predicted model, not a curated record